Messenger RNA from Myotis daubentonii (Daubenton's bat), 2531 nucleotides. RefSeq names its product ataxin 7 like 2 (gene ATXN7L2). The record is from RefSeq and is a predicted model, not a curated record. Lineage: Eukaryota; Metazoa; Chordata; Mammalia; Chiroptera; Vespertilionidae.
GGCGGUGCGUGAACGCGCGGCGGCAGCAAUGGCCGCUCUGGAGCGGCGGGUGCCGAGUCUCGAUGACUUCGCGGGACAGAGCUGGAGCUCGUGGGUGGAACGGGCCGACCUGCCCGCGGCCGACGGCCCCUGGGUGCCUUUGGUGAUCGCGCUGGCAGCCCCCCUCUCCUGAUCUUUGUGUCCUGGGCCCCAGGGAGCACCUGGCCUCGUGGCCUUUGAGGUGACAGCAGGCAUCACGCCCCUGAAGAAGUUUGCAAGGGCUGAGCUGGAGGAGACGAACAAAAGCACGAAGAAGUUGGAUGCCAUGACCCUCAUUAAAGAAGACAUGUCCAUCUUCGGGCACUGCCCGGCCUACGACGACUUCUAUCUGGUUGUGUGUAACCACUGCAGCCAAGUGGUGAAGCCUCAAGCUUUCCAGAAGCACUGCGAAAGAAGACAUGGGCCCCUCAGCAAGCUUUACGCCCGGGCCCCACCCCCACCUCCAGCCCCUGCCAGCUCUCAGAAAUGCCAUGUAGUGAAUGGGCAGGGCCCCGCUUGUAGGGCCCCAGGUUCCACCAAAACCUCCUCCAGGGAGAAGGGCCAGGGGUCCCGGAGCCGUGGCCACCCACCACCCGAGAAGAGCCAGAAGGACAACCUCUGCCUGUUCGUGCCUGUGGUGAAUCUGGAGAAGAUGUCUGGUCUCCCCAAGCCCGACGGCCCCGGAGUCAGGGUGGCCCCGCCCUCCGCCUUCCUCAGCCAGCCCGGCAACCUCACCAAGGACGCCCCUGGGAAGCCCCCCGUGGCGCCCCCUCCUAAGGAACUUCCUGGCAGAGAGAGCAUCAAGACACCCCCCGGCGAGGGCCCCGGUCACCGGGCUGACGGCAGCCCCCCUGAAAAGGAGCCUGGUGGGGCCAGGCCGCCCCCUAAGACCCACCGGAAAAUGGCCCGGAAGGAGUGUGACCUCAACAGGCAGUGUGGGGUAAUAAACCCAGAGACCAAAAAGAUCUGCACCCGCCUGCUGACCUGCAAGAUCCACUCGGUGCACCAGCGCCGGGAGGUCCAGGGCCGGGCUAAGGACUUUGACGUGCUGGUGGCAGAGCUGAAGGCCAACUCCCGCAAAGGGGAGUCCCCGAAGGAGAAGAGCCCGGGGCGCAAGGAGCCGGCUCCCGAGCGCCCCUCCCAGGAGCCCCCCUCCUCAGCCCCGGUUGUGGCAGCGGCGGUUGCUCCCAGCAGCACCUUCUCUGCUCGUGCCAAGCAGACCUAUCCCUACUGUGCGCUGCCCAGGUCCCGGGCCUCCUCUGAGAGUGAGUUGGAUGAUGAAGGCCCCUGUGGUGGUGAUGGGGACCCAGGCCUGUUCCCCUUCCCCCUGCCCCGGGGUGGGGCCCAGGCCUCCAGCGAAGAGAGUGAGGAGGAGGGGACAUCUGAUGACCUCCACCUCCCCCCUGACUGCCAUUAUGCCACCCGGCCCCCCAGGCCACAGGCGUUCUGCACCUUUGGGAGCCGGCUGGUGAGUCCAGGGUGCUACGUGUUCAGCCGCAGGCUGGACCGCUUCUGCUCGGCGCUGAGCUCCAUGCUGGAAAGGCACCUCAGCUCACACAUGUGGAAGAAGAUCCCACCGGCAGCCGAGCCUCCAUCCCACCUUGCCAGCUCCCCGCUCCCUGCUCCCCCGAGCCCAGCCUCUAUGGGCAGCUGCCCCCACCUUCCGGGCCCACCCCCCAGACCUGCUUGCCCAGCUUCCACGCCCCCCACCAAGGACAGCCUGGGCCCCAGCUACCCUGCCGGCUCCCCCAGUGUGGCAGCCGCCUGCAGCCAGGCGGAGUGCAUGGGCGGGAGCCAGGCCAUCACCUCGCCACUGCCUGCCAACACGCCCUCGCCGUCCUUCAGCAAGCUCCCGCCUUCCAAGGCCAGCAAGUCGUCCAAAGGCAAGGACGGGCCCGAAGUGGAGGCGCCUUCCCGAAAGCGAAAGUUGUCCCCCGGCCCCGCGACUUUCAAACGGACCUGCAUCCUGGAGCCCCCGGGCAAAGGCAAACCCUCCGGCUGCCGGGGCCUCUCGGCCAAGACUACGACCGCGCUGGGCGCGGGGCUCAACGGGACGGUGGGGCCCAGAGUGAAGCGGGCAGGGCCCCUGGACUGUCGGGGCUCCCCUCAUCAGCCGCCCACACCGGUCAAGGCUUCUCAGCUGGACAGCCAGGGCGCGGCCGGCCACCCAGCCAGGGCCCUGCCGAGCAGCUGCCUCUCCGAGGAGGAGGCGGCCAAGAAGCGGAAAAACCUGGCCACGUACUGCCGGCCAGUGAAGGCCAAGCACUGCCCGGCGGGCCCCCCCGACGCGGCCUGCUCCGUGCGCCGCAAGAAGCCGGGGCCCGCCCUGGCCUUUGAGGAGAAGUGUUCUGCGCUGAAGUCAAAAGCCCAUUAACGAGAAAGUGCCUGCCCACUGCGAUGGAGCCGCCAGCACCUCCUCCCCUCCAGAUCCGGGCCCCAGGCUGCUGCCGCUUUUUAUAACUUUAUAUUAUUUUUUUUAAGAAAAAAAGAAAAACCUCUUUAAAAUACCUCAA